UAAGCCAUAAGCACGGUGUAUGAAGCUCUGUGAUAUAAACUAACCGGCAGUUGAAAGAUGGAAGUCCCAAAACUGAAGAAAAGACCUCGGCGCCUCUGUGAACAUUGCAACACUGAACUCUGUCAUACACAAUAUUUUGACCACAGAAAGCGCUGUUUCAAAAAUGGAGUUUGGGAGAAAAAAUCCAGAAGGGCUAGUCAUGACCCAACCGGCAGGAGUUAUGUACCGUCACCGUCGAUGUAUAAAGACCUCGAAGAUAAAUUGGCUGGAGUUGGAGAGAUUGAUGAAAGUGAAAUGCACUCCGGCGAGGACCCAGAAAAAGAAGUUAUGGAAGAAUCUGAAGAAAUGCACCCAGCGACUGACAGUUCAGACGACAACGACGAAACAGCAGCUGACCAAAGCAUUCAUCUUUUCCUGGACUCCAGCAAUUCCGAGCCAGUGCAAGAUGAUGCAGACAUUUCCUGUUCUGUGGAUGGGUAUGUGACUGAAGAGGAUGAAGAGGGGGAAAGCCUCGCCUUGAACUCCCCUUCAACUCCUCUGCAUGGACGCAAUCAACCCCUUUCAGCCAGUCCGCAGACCGACGAGAAGAAACUGCUGAAUGCUAUCAGUGGGCUGUCUCGUCAGCUUACUGUGCUUACUGCCGAUGUGAAUGAGCAGUUCACCAUAGUAAACUCCAGGUUGCUGUCCAUAGAGGAUAGGUUGGCAGCUUUGGAGUCGAAAAACUGUGUGGAAGAGACUAACUCUAAGAAGACCCGACUGGUGCGCAAUCCCAAGAUUGCGGAAGCGGUACGCCGUCUUCACAACUCGGAGAUGAAUUGUAAGCGCUAUGAACCGGAGCAAGGACUAACUUCGCCUCAUAACGAGGCCGUGACCUCCUAUUUGCUCGGAGCUGUGUCUGCAAGCCCAGAUUUACAUGGUGCUGAUAAGGACGCCAUUGUGCCUGCUUGUAAGACCUAUUACGAGACCGUACGCAGGAGCUUCAGGUACAAACAACCAGAUCUUGCAUCGCAGGCGGAAGCGGUGAAGAGUUCAGCUCGGAGUCGAUCAAGAAGAAAGAGGCUGCUGGAAGCGAGACAGAGUGUGCUAGCUGAGGAUGAGGUGGACCUUUGGAAGUGCGCCACCAUAGACCUGAUGUCUGAUGAGGAAGAUGGCAUCGUUGACAGUGUCUCUGGAUGGAUUGUGCGACCUCCGUCCUCUCGCAGCCAGGAGCUCACAGAGCUCUGUGCCACGCUGCAGUCGAGAUUAGAGGUGAUUCCAAAGUACAGGGCCAUGCACCACAGACGUCUGCAAAAUGGACCUAAUUGAGACCGAAUGCCGCCAGUUACCUACAGCUCCGAGGCGGCAAACCGACACUUCAUGGUGCUGUAGGAUCUUGGGCUUCGCGUGAGCUUCCCAUUUGUUGUGUGGGCAGAUCUCCUACGCUUUGUACAUAGUUGUGUGUUUGCGUUUGUGCUAGUAAAGCUCUUUCUUUGAAUAAACGGCACAUUCCUGGCAAA
Molecule: messenger RNA, 1496 nt
Organism: Perca flavescens (yellow perch)
Lineage: Eukaryota; Metazoa; Chordata; Actinopteri; Perciformes; Percidae
Exons: 7
Coding region: 58-1305 (415 amino acids)
Source: RefSeq, a predicted model, not a curated record